AUGGCACGCAUUUCACACAGCCGCAGGCUUCCAAGUCAAUCUUCAUCGCCUGAGCCUUCAUCUGAUAAAGAAAAUCGCCAAAAUUCUGCACGUGUUGAAAAAAGAAGCCAGGCUCAGACCAUGACCUCCGGCGCCAAUGCAAAGCGCCAGCGAUUAUCAAAUAGAGCGUCCAAUAUUCAGAGCGGCAGCCAGUCGCAGAUAACCCUAUCGCAACAGGAGCGCGUUAAACAAUUUUACGACCCAGAUCAGGAUGAAAAAGAACGAAGGCGAGUCAGGAAAGGACUCAGGGACUUGACGCGGGAGCUACACGAUUCUAGGAGCGAGUAUAUGCAACCUGGCAAUCAUGGCAUUCGGGACACCAUCCAAAAAGCCAACGAAUACUUUCAAGAAGUUAAGCAGACCUCGGACGCUACGAUCGACUCACGUCUCUUGGUCAGCGCUGCCGACCUCUCAUACAAAAAAACCGCACAUUUAGUCCUGGGGGAUGCAUCUGCAGGUAUAGAUGUGGACGAAUUUGUCUCUAAAUGCAUAUCCUUUAUGCGCGGAGCUCCCGAAGAUUCGCAAGCUAUGAUGUCGAGUACACAGCGUCGUCGUGGCCAAGCUUCAGGCCGAAGCCAAGCGGACCCCAAUGAUAGCGAUGAGGAUCAAGGAGAUGCAAUGAACUGGGACUGGCUUGGGCGGUCUGCUUGCUUCCGCCAUAAUGCACGGCCGUCCAUCUCCGGGUUCUUGCUAGGGCCAUUGUCGGUACAAAAGCGUACCCGGCAACUCACUCAGCGAAGAGCAAGAGAGCGUAUCGAUCCGUCACAAGCAGUGCGACCACAGGAACUUCGGGAAGAAGACCUUGAUCGACAAGAAGCGUCUAACCUUACCACCAUGUGUACCAGCAUCAACAAAUUGCUUGCAAAAACGCAGAAUGCUGGCCAGGACAUGGUAGAGAGACUAUUAUCGCAACUGGAAGAAGAGCCCACAGACGACAUGGUGCAAGAAGUGAUGGCUCAACACCAUGUUGCAGAUGAUGGCGGGGUUCCCCUGUUUCACUUCUGCAUCAAUCCGAGGUCGUUCGGACAAAGCGUGGAAAAUCUGUUUUACGUCAGCUUCUUGGUCAGGGAUGGCACUGUUGGUAUUCAGGUAGACAGUCGGCAGUUGCCAACUCUACAUGCUGCAAAACCAUAUGCCCCGAACGAAGCCCAGAGAAAAGGGGUUCAGAAACACCAGGCUAUAUUCAGCCUUGACUUUGAAACCUGGCGGGACCUAAUCGAGGUGUACGAUAUCAAGGAAUCCAUCAUUCCUCACCGUGAAGAAGAACAGCAUGAGAACACUGGGCGCGGCUGGUAUGUCAAGUUGGCAUCCGGCGCUAUCGCAGUGUUCUCCCCCGUUUCCCUCACACCAGAAGUCCGCGAAGCCGUCUCAAGUCUAGGCGGUGAUCUCAAGUACAUCGCAGCGCUGGACCUCGAGCACCAUAUCAAUAUCACACCGUGGAAAGAGGCGUACCCGGACGCCGAAAUCAUCGCGCCCGAAGGCCUCUACGAGAAGCGGCAAUCCAACCCUGAAUACAAGGAUGCGCCAUUCCAACACGUGUUCCGCAAAGAGAACUAUGGCCAGCAGAAAAUCUCCGAGGAGUUUGACUCAGAGUUUGAGACUGAAUACGUGUACGGACAUCCGUCACGGGAGCUCGUGUUUCUGCAUAAGCGAUCACACACGCUCAUCGAGGCGGAUCUCUUGUUUAAUCUCCCCGCAAGGGAGCAAUAUUCGAAGACAGGCGAAAGCGCCACUUCGGGGCUCCUCACCAAGAUUAUCAGCCCGUUGCUGUCGACUAAUGCGCCUGCAACAUGGCAGAAGAGGUUUGUGUGGUAUAUACUAUCGAGUGGCGACCGGAAGGCUUUCAAUGAAUCAGUACGACGCAUUGAUAAGUGGGAUUUUAAUCGGUUGAUUCCCUGCCACGGGGAUGUGGUUGAGAGUGGGGCGAAGGGGGUAUUCCGAACGGUGAUGGAGUGGCAUUUGGAAGGGAGAAAGAAUAUCUGA
Aspergillus pseudonomiae is the source of this 2022-nucleotide messenger RNA. Its product is annotated as Nse4 C-terminal-domain-containing protein. NCBI's taxonomy places the organism in Eukaryota, Fungi, Ascomycota, Eurotiomycetes, Eurotiales, Aspergillaceae. The coding region runs from base 1 to 2022 and encodes 673 amino acids. The record is from RefSeq and is a predicted model, not a curated record. Gene Ontology annotation, biological process: DNA repair. The transcript is spliced from 4 exons. Gene Ontology annotation, cellular component: Smc5-Smc6 complex; nucleus.